Messenger RNA from Nymphaea colorata (pocket water lily), 1555 nucleotides. Its product is annotated as F-box protein 7. Gene Ontology annotation, molecular function: protein binding. The coding region runs from base 323 to 1255 and encodes 310 amino acids. The record is from RefSeq and is a predicted model, not a curated record. NCBI's taxonomy places the organism in Eukaryota, Viridiplantae, Streptophyta, Magnoliopsida, Nymphaeales, Nymphaeaceae. The transcript is spliced from 11 exons. Gene Ontology annotation, biological process: SCF-dependent proteasomal ubiquitin-dependent protein catabolic process. Gene Ontology annotation, cellular component: SCF ubiquitin ligase complex.
GCUGGUCCUUCCGAGCCCCACGAAGCCCAUCGCCCUUGUGGCGGCAAACCUUUCCAUUUCACACCCGCGCUCUCUCUCUCUCUCGGUGUGUGUGGGGGGGCCUGGAUUAUUCAACGAGAGAGAGAGGGAUCCUCUCCGGAAUCGGGGGAGGAAGGCGUAAGCCCAUCAUCUUCUACCAAACCAUUUUCUUCCGAACUCGUCUCUGCAAGUGGGGAGCGCCCUCCCUCUCUGUCUCUCUCGCUUACAGUGGACAGUGUGAUCUUGCAACUUGAACUACAAUCAGGAGGUGACUGUUGAGGCUCUAUUUUGACCUUCCCUAUCAAUGGAGACACAGAGACUUCCCUUUCUGGACACUGAAAGACCUUGGCUUAGUCUUUAUGGCAUCAGGGUUAGGCCAAUUCCUCCUUUUGGAAGUGCAAGCAGUAGGCCAUUCAUUGAUUCUGCUCUCCUUCAUCGAUGUUUGCCUGAUGAAUUGCUUCAUGAGAUAUUCAUGAGGAUGACACCUUACAGCUUAGGGAGGGCUGCAUGUGUAUGCAGAAAAUGGCGUUUCACUAUUCGCAAUCCUAUCUUUUGGCGCAAUGCCUGUCUGAAGACAUGGCAGAUCUCUGGUCCAGUAGAAAAUUACAAGCUUGUCCAAUCUCUAUAUGAAGGUUCUUGGAGGAAAAUGUGGCUUUCAAGACCAAGGGCUCGUACUGAUGGUCUUUAUGUAAGUAGAAAUACCUACAUCCGAGCUGGAGUUGCAGAGUGGAAAAUUACAAACCCAGUGCACUUGGUGUGCUAUUACCGUUACAUCAGGUUUUUCCCAACAGGGAAGUUCCUUUACAAGAAUUCUUCUCAACGUGUUAAAGAAGUUGCAAAAUGCAUGAACUUCCGUGCAUCAAAGGCAGAAUGUGUUUUUAGUGGUCGCUACACUUUGACAAAUGACCAGGUAGAGGCUGCUAUUCUAUACCCAGGCCUGCGUCCUACUGUUCUUCGGAUUCGCCUAAGGCUCAGAGGAACGUGUGUGGGCGCAAACAAUAGAUUGGAUCUUCUUUCAUUAGUCACUAGCGGAAUAGGUAACAAUGAACUAGAUGGGCAGGACGAUAUGCUUGGCGUAGUAGAACAAUGGCAAGAUGAUGAGACGCAUAAUCCCGAUGUACCUGCAGUCUCUCACAGGAGGGGCUUAGCACCUUUUGUGUUCGUCCCAUUUGAAGAGGUGGAGACAUCCGUCCUAAAUCUACCCGUGGACAAGAUGGAUUACUUUGUACCUGGAUGACCAUUGGCUAUUGAGCAUGUACAGGACGCAUUUUUUUCUGUAUUCCCUUGCUUCUACAUAAAUGUAUUCAUUGUAUCUUUUAGCACACUUCAGUGGUAGGAAUAUGGAAAAGGUUUUCAGAAGGCUCAUUGUGUAAAUGCACGGUAAUAGUUUGGAUGAAAAGAAUCCUCCAGCAUUAUGCUAGUGGCAAGCUUGUUCUUGGAGCUCCAAAAAAAUAUGCAUGCAGUGCUUUUCUGGAAGUUUUGUCUUCAAAAUGUAGUUCAGGUGGACAUAGAGUCUGAACAGGGUUGGCAGAUAAAA